UUCGUGAACCGCAUUUUUGUCGACUCUUGUGGAAUGCAUUAUACUACACAUUUUUGUGCAAUGCAGUUGCGGAUCGUAUGGCAACAUUUUAGUUAAAAUGUCACCACGUCUCAAAAUAUCGAGUUAUGUUAUCGAGAGGUUGUCUAAAUUAGACACAAAUGAGAGUACAGGAUGUCUGUACGGGGUUAUGUACGAUGGGAACCUGCUCGUAGUCGGGCUGAGUCUGGAAUUAUUUGAGCGCGAGAAGAACACGUACAAGCAACUUCUCUUGCACUUGCCCACGGAGAUUGAGUUAUGCGGAGUCAUAAAGUUUGGGGAAAGUUUGACGACAGAGUCAAGGUUGAAGGAAAUUCUUCAGGAUGUAGACGUAACAGACAAUCCACUGGUGAUUAUUAUAAAUCAACAGAAGGAUAUGAAAGCCCACUUCUUAGUCCACGAUAAGUUUGAGGAGACCAAAUAUGAAGUACUGGAGGCGGACGAGUUGUGGAAACAGUUCCUCCAUGUUCGCCUUAACACCGUCAUACCACUGAGCUGUGAAGCUACUAUAACUGGUGUUAAGAAUAUAAUGCAGAAUAAAAGGAAAAAGAUAGCAUCAGGUCAAGUUUCCUUCCAUAUAAAUGGAACAUCAGUUUAUUUAUUCGGAGUAGCGUCAGAUGUAGGAUUGACCGGGAUAAGCACAGAUGCUACAGUCGGAGAGCUCUUGGACUCAAUGAGCCCAGAACAGCCCAAAAAGAAGAAACACAACACAAAUAGUAUAGAAAUAUUACCUGCAAACUUAAUUUUAAAAGCUACUAAGGAUAUACUGUCGGAUAAACUUGUUAAGACUGCUGUAAAGAUGAUGACUACACAACGAAAACCUGCAUUUUGUAUUAGCAUGCCGCUAAGGAUCGACACAUUGGCCAUAAUCCACCGGAACACAAAGCUGUUGGAGUUGUACACGGUGCUGGUAGAAGCCGCCUGCCGCUCCUUGAAACUGCUGGAAUCUGUCUUACUUGAACAAUUAGGUCAGGAGGGCAUCGGCGACGGCGCGGGCCUCCGGUUGCCGGAGACCUUCCACUUCGUCCCGGAUGAGCUCGGACACUUCCUCACCAGGAUUGUGCCCAAGGGCAUACCUGACGAGAGCAUGGAAAAAGAACGUCGUCUGCUCCACGAGCAGCUCGGGCUGCCGACAGACCGGCCGCUGUUCCGGCGCGGCAACGCGCACGAGCCGCCCGCGGCCCGUCUGCUCCGCCCGCACCGCGCGCUGUCCCGCCGCGCCCGGGCCAGGCGCGCGCGCGCGCUCGUGCGGGGCCGCUACGGGUACUACCACUACAUGCAGGAUGGCUUCAAUGAUGACGGUUGGGGCUGCGCUUACCGCUCCAUGCAGACCAUAUUCUCCUGGUUUAGGUAUCAAGGCUACACAACAGUGGAAGUCCCCACCCACCGUGAAAUCCAGCAGUGCCUCGUCGACAUUGGCGACAAGCCUUCCUCCUUCAUCGGCUCCAAGCAAUGGAUCGGGUCCACGGAGGUCUCUUUCUGCCUGGAGACUUUACUCGGGGUUCAAUCCAGGAUCAUAUUCGCGAACACUGGCGCGGAGCUACAGAGUUAUACCCCUGAGCUGCUGCAUCACUUCCAGAGACACGGGAGCCCGAUUAUGAUUGGUGGUGGGGUCCUAGCGCACACAAUCCUGGGCGUGGAAUGCGACGCGACCACCAACGAGACUCGCUACCUGAUCCUUGACCCCCACUACACGGGAGCUGACGACUUAUCUACUGUCCUGGCCAAGGGCUGGUGCGGAUGGAAGAAGGCAGACUUCUGGAACAAGACCGCUCACUACAACCUCUGCCUGCCGCAGACCAGGCCUGCUGUCUGAUCAACUAGUCCUAACACACACUCGACCCGUCUACUGUCGUCUCUAAGGGCUGGUGUAGGUGGAAGAAGGCAGACUUCUGGAACAAGACAGCUCAC
Molecule: messenger RNA, 1947 nt
Organism: Leguminivora glycinivorella
Lineage: Eukaryota; Metazoa; Arthropoda; Insecta; Lepidoptera; Tortricidae
Gene: Ufsp2
Product: probable Ufm1-specific protease 2
Source: RefSeq, a predicted model, not a curated record